Messenger RNA from Trichoderma virens Gv29-8, 1982 nucleotides. RefSeq lists its product as uncharacterized. The transcript is spliced from 2 exons. The record is from RefSeq and is a predicted model, not a curated record. The coding region runs from base 101 to 1612 and encodes 503 amino acids. NCBI's taxonomy places the organism in Eukaryota, Fungi, Ascomycota, Sordariomycetes, Hypocreales, Hypocreaceae. Gene Ontology annotation, molecular function: heme binding; oxidoreductase activity, acting on paired donors, with incorporation or reduction of molecular oxygen; iron ion binding.
CAGCACUCGUCUGCUCUGGUCUGCUCUGGUCUCCUUUGCUCUUACUGCCCAGAGGCAGAUCAGAUUCCCCGCCGCCCAAGACAAGACACGGCCACACAUUAUGCUCGCGUCACUUCCCCUCGACCAGGGGCUGACACCCGUGGCGUUAAUCUCUACAGCAUCUGUUGCAUUGGUUUGCCUGGUGCUUUAUCGGCGCCGUAGCGGAGCCGCUGACCUGCACUCGCUCGGCAUCCCAGUCUUCGACAGCCGCGAUGAUGACAACGGCAUCGUGGCCACACUAGAGAGGGCGAAUAAGCUGCACCCAAAUGCCCCCUUUGCCCUGGCUGUCCCCGGACAGCAGUUGGUCGUACUGCCUGUAUCUGAAAUUGACACGGUCAAGGCUCAGCCGGAAACUCAGCUCUCCAUCAAGAAACAUCACUACAACCAAUUCCUGGGAGAGUACUCUUACAUGGGCACACGAGCAGACGAGUUCGACAAUGCCAUGCGGAAUACCCUGGUACGCAACACCCCUACAGUCCUGCGCGCCUUCACGGCCGAAAUCGAUUACGCGACCCGGGUCACCAUUGGCGAUAAGCUCCCCACCUGGACGAAAAUCAAGCCGCGGGGCAUCAUGGCACGCAUGGCGACCAUCCUCUCAGGCCGUUCCUUUGUUGGCCUGCCCCUGAGCCGAGACGAGGAGUGGAUUAACGCGACGGUCGGCUUCACUGGCGACGUGUCCAAGGCCUGGAUGGUGCUGCGCUUCAUCCCACACUUUCUUCGCCCCUUCAUUGCCCCGUUUCUGUCCCAGGUUAGGUCCCUCGAGGGCUGCAAGGCUCUCAUCACCCGAAAGCUCAAUGGUCUUCUCCAAGAGAGGGAAAAGAAACAAGACAGCGAAAAGCCAGCUGGUGAUGACGAGGUUGGAGGCGAGCUUCUGGACUGGUUCCGAUCGCAGUACUCGCAUAAGCCUACGGUCAAGGAGCUGGCUCGCGACCAGCUGCUCGCAACAUUUGCCUCUAUCUACAACCUUACGAAUGCGCUGACCUACGUGGUUUUCGACCUGGCUUCGCAUCCAGAAUACAUCGAGGAGCUCCGCGCGGAACUGCAGGAGGUCGUUGGCGAGGACGGUGUCAUCAACAAGACGACCAUCAUGCAGCUGGUCAAGCUGGACAGCUUCGUCCGCGAGUCGCAACGCUUGAGGCCUACGUCACUUGUCAACAUUCCCCGCGUCGUCACGGCCCCGAAAGGAUUGAAGCUGACCACCGGCCACAUCAUCCCGCCGGGCUUCUUGGUCAUGGUGCGUGCCCAGCCAAUCAACCUGUCGCCCACGCUGUAUCCGGAGCCGGAGAAGUUUGACGCAUUCCGGUUCGCCAAGAUGCGCGCGCAGCCAGGCAAUGAGAUGAAGUUCCAGCAUACGUCGACAGGCACUGACAACAUCAACUUCGGUCACGGAAUCUGGGCCUGUCCCGGUCGCUUCUUCGCCAGUGCCCAGGUCAAGGUGGUCGCGGCGCAUCUCAUUCGCAAUUUCGACAUUCGCCUCCCCGAGGGUAAAGAGAAGCCCGUGCCGCAGUACGGCGGCUUGGCCAUCUUCCCGGACGCGGUGGCCGAGAUUGAGUUGCGCUCCCGAAAGCUGUAAAAUAUCCGUCCUACAAGUAGUACAGUAGUGAAUUAAGGAGGAUGACAAGUGAAAAUGGGGGGCGUGGGAGAGGAGGGAAAGAGGGCGGCAAGGGGAACAGAAUAGCAAGGAACGCGAAAUAAUAAGUGCAUUGGUACAAAAGGACAUGAGGACUUUUGUCACCAAUUGAGGAUCGUUGCCAUAUGUAUAUGGUUCUGUCACAUGUGUUCAUAACAUCCCUAUUCCCUAUCUUCCCGUCCCCCGCUUGGAGGGAUUUCAUCUCGUGGAACUUGACAGGAUUCAAGUGGCAAACAUGUAUGAAUGGAUGCAGCCUGAGUACAUGUUAAAAAUAAAAUAAAUAAAUAAAUAAAUACGCUAAUCCUCAACCAAG